Messenger RNA from Ctenopharyngodon idella (grass carp), 2263 nucleotides. RefSeq names its product mitochondrial ribosomal protein S24 (gene mrps24). The record is from RefSeq and is a predicted model, not a curated record. Lineage: Eukaryota; Metazoa; Chordata; Actinopteri; Cypriniformes; Xenocyprididae. The transcript is spliced from 4 exons. Gene Ontology annotation, biological process: translation. Gene Ontology annotation, cellular component: mitochondrion. Bases 30 to 581 code for a protein of 183 amino acids.
AUGUUGUUCCAGCGCGGCAGGUGGCGGUAAUGCGCUCUUGGCGACUGUCUGCCCUUGUGCAAUUUAUUGGCAAAAACAUGGCGACGUCCUUGGUCAGACAGACAAAAUUGUUGUCGAUUGUGACCAGCCAGUUAAAUUCUCCGGCAUGUUUGAGGAACAUUCACUGCACUGCAGCUUGUUUGAAGAACCGCGCAGCUCGUAUUCGAGUGAGUAAAGGAGACAGGCCCUUAACGUAUGAGCAGGUGCAUCACCCUCAUCACAUCGGACACAGGAAGGGCUGGCUCUCACAACACACCAGUAAUCUUCAGGGUGAAGCUGGAGCAGCAGAGCGCGUGGUGGAGGACGUCUUCAUCAGGCGCUUCGUAUACGGCACGUUUCAUGGCUGUUUAGCAGAUGAGGUGGUGAUCAAACGCAGAGGCAACAUCCUGGUCAUCUGUGCGGUGAUGAUACAGAAACUCAUCCCGAGUAAAUUCUACUUUCUCAUCGGAUACACAGAGGAACUGCUCUCGCACUUCUACAAAUGUCCUGUUAAAAUCGAGAUGCAGACAGUAGAAGAAAAAGUAGUCUACAAAUAUCUCUAAGGCCAUAUGUUGUGGCUUUAGAAAGUUGGUUAUUGAAGGGGAGAAACAUCUUUUUUUUAGAUGUUUUAUAGUGUUCAAGAAGUGUAAAUUAAGGCCUUUCAAUUUAAUUAAAUCAUUAGUAAAAAAUAUUCAUAUGAUAAGCCUUGCACUGUGUGUAUUUGUUAAGAUCAAAUUAUUUCUGCAUUGCUUCAUACAUUGAGUUUCUGUUGUUAAUAAAGGUUUUUUUCACAUAAAAAGCAGUGAAUUAUGUAUUUUGCAUUUUUAUUUGGCAUUGUGUAUUUUAAAAAUGGACCUAACAAGAUUAAAAUAACUUAAGCUUUUAAUCGAGCAAUCCAUAAAUAUGAAUUACAUAUUCCAUAAAGUUCAGAAUGCCCCCAGUUUAAUCUGUCUAGUAACUUUCAUUCAGAACUUUACACUAAAUUUAGUUAUUAGAAUCUGUCAGAAGGAAAACUAUUUUCAUAAGGGGUUUAUAGACCUAUUUGGAGAAUAGGAAGUCACAGUUACGUCACAUAGUGGCAAGUAUGUUUUGUUGUGCCUUUGGAUGUCAGAAUCGGAAUUAAAAAAAAUUAUAGCCUUCAUUUUUAUAGAAUACCAUCAUUGAAGACGCCCUUUGAAGCUAAACAGACAUUUAUGUUGAAAAUCACAGACUGGACUGAUGAAUCCUGCAUUGAUUAGUCUACUAUUAAAACAUGAAUUUGAUGUAAACAGUAAGUCUACACAAUAUUCACAUAUGCAGUUCAUAGUGGACAUACAUACAUAGCAGGUUCAGCAUGAAAUAGUAAUUAAACCUAUAAAAUUUUACAUAGAUAACUUUUAAACAUAGCCUGUAACAUUUUUAUCUCACAAUUCUGACUUUUUUCCUUUCAUUUGUGUGUUUAUAUCUCCAGGUCGGACUUUAUAACUCGCAAUUGUGAGUUUAUAUCACAGUUCUGAGGGAAAAAAGUCAGAAUUGCAGUAUAUAAAUUCGCAAUUCGGAGGAAAAAGGACAGAAUAACAAGUAUAUCUCAAAAUUCUGUUUUCCCUGUAAGAAUUGUGAGAUAUAAACUCGGAUUUGCGAGAGAAAAAAAAAACUCAGAAUUGUAAGAUAUAAACUCAAAAUUAACUUUUUUAUGCUUUUAUUCCGUGGCACAGACAGCAACUGCAGAACGGUCAUUUUCUGCCACCAGGUAGGCUCCGCCCACAAAAACAUCAUCACUGUUUGCAAAUAAAUAAAUAUAUAUAAUGUAUGUAUGUAUGCGCGUGUGUGUGUAAUAUAUAUAUAUAUAUAUAUAUAUAUAUAUAUAUUAUACACACACACACACAUUAAAUUAUAUUCCAGUGCAGCAGGUGGCAGUAAUGUGCUCUUGCAUCAAAUGGACACUGCAAAAGCAUAAUUUUUUUUUUUUUUUUUUUGUAAAUUUAAUGUUUAUUCAAAAUUAGACAUUUGUAUCAUACAAAGGCACAAACACUGCUUUAGUGCAAAAAGGCACAAUCAUUAUAGAUUAAAAUCAAAGUUGGAAAAAUUCCCUUAAAUAUCAGAUCUUUCCCUUUAUGAAGCAAAAUUCAUUUUAAAAUAAAAAUAUCAGAAGAGGAUUUCCACUGUGGCACAUGUGGAAUUUGUGGCAUUUGCAGUUAAGGAUACGUAUAUGGUUUAAUUCACAGUAUAAAGAAAAAAAAAAAAAAAAAAAAAAAAGAUAAAACAA